Molecule: messenger RNA, 7475 nt
Organism: Pristis pectinata (smalltooth sawfish)
Lineage: Eukaryota; Metazoa; Chordata; Chondrichthyes; Rhinopristiformes; Pristidae
Gene: alms1
Product: ALMS1 centrosome and basal body associated protein
Exons: 19
Coding region: 16-6945 (2309 amino acids)
Biological process (GO): regulation of centriole replication
Cellular component (GO): cytosol; centriole; centrosome
Source: RefSeq, a predicted model, not a curated record
GCGGUUUGCCUGGCGAUGGAGCGGGCGGAGAGCGGGGUGAUAGCAACAACGCCACCAAUAACCCGUAACAUGGAGGAGCAGUUGAGCCAGUCCAGCAGCCCUGGAAGUGGGACCCACUUGUCCAACAUGAGUGGCUUCUCACUGGGAGAGGCGAUUGUUCAGCGAGCUAAGCAGGGCACUGAGUUAUGGCCCCAGCUUCAGUCAGAAACAGAUAUUGGAGAACUGACUUCAGCAACAGCGUCCCGUCUGCUCUUGACAGGCGCAGAGUGCACACAGGCUCUUGAGGAGUUCCCUACCAUGGAGGAAGGAACAAUCACCAUAACUGAAGAACUGAGGAGUCCACAGGGUGAAUUUGGACAGUUCCAAACCCCACAAGUGUUCGAGCUGCAGGAAAGUGAUUUGUCCCCUGCCUUGGCGCUUGUUACUGCCUGCUCCAUGCAGAAUCUGGAGGGCAAUCUGUCACAAUCCUUCUUUCAUCGUUCUCCGCUGGAAUUUGCCCCUCUGAGGGCAGCUCCUGACCUGUCCAUGGUAUCGUGCAAGGGAUGUCCAGGAGCGCUCCAGGCCAACAACUUCUUGCAGUCACUCAUUUCGGAAGUGUCCGGAGACCACGUGAAGGGCAGCCUUUCUCUGUCUCGGCACCCAUCCCAGGACAGCAGUGAUGCCUGGGUCCUGUCCCAGCACCCCCUCACGCCCCCUACCCCUGGGUCAGAGGACGAGGAGUUCUCUCGUGCAGAGAGCUACAUCCAGGACCAGCGCUUCAUGGAGCUGCCAUCCCGCCCCCUCGGACAUGAGCUGCAUUGUGUUCCCUUUCCUGAUCACGGAGCAUUGCUGGACCGGGAGCUGCCCUCACACCUGUGCUCGGAGCAGAUGGACUUGCCCAGUAACUCCGGGAGCCAAACUGAAGGGAACCACCAACCCAGUUCCAAUUGGAGCAGCAGCCAGCCAGAGUCGGGGGCAGUUAUCUGUGGCACCGUGCUUCCUAAGGAGGAGGAUGGACAAAGGGCUGCUGACCAGCAGUGUUCCAACGCAGGGGACAGGCGGACGUUCCCAGAGCCUCUGCAGGAUCCAGGGAAUCCCGAGUCAGCCAUCACGAUCCCGAACCAGUGUCAGCCAGCAGAUGAGGUCGGGCAAGCAUCUUGUCCUGAUUCGAGCCAGGAACCAUCUACCACUAGUGGACCAGAUGUAUCCAGCAACAGCCACUCAGUGGGAACUGGACUGGUGACUUCCAGCACAGAAUCCCUCACCCCCAAUGACAGCAAGGACGAUACUGCUAUCGAGGUUCUGCCCAGUGGGAGUGGCAAGGGGGACAGCACUGGCACGGAGCAGGAGCACAAGGACGGCCAGCUGUCUCCUGCAGCCUGCCCGCCAAGCCAUACCGAUUCUUCCUUCACCCCUCCUGUGGACGGUCCCAUCUGCCAGUCCACGCCGGCCAUCGUGAUGACGAAGGUUCCUGAUCCGUCGGGGCAGGGCAGGCGAGCAGCAGGUCACCAGUCCAGCUCUACUGGCCUCUGCAGGUUCCCACUGGCACCAGCCUUUGUGAAGCUGGAGUCCGACCGCGCCAGUCAGGAGCCCACUUCUGCUGGCACCAGGCAGCCCUCCCUGGGUACCACAUGGUCCCUGCCUGCCCUGAGCAACAUGGAGAAGGUGGGAGCCUGGAAUCCAGGGGGGUGGCCCAGCUUCGACAGCCUGGUGCUGCACGGCCUGAGGGGGGUGUCACCCCGCCAGCGAGCCUACAGUGCCAUUGCUGACUCCCUUAAUCACAUGCUGGCCCGGGGCCCCAACCCCUUGCCCAAGAGGAGCAUCGCAGCAGCCUUUGGGGCUGCUCCCCGGCCAGAGGCGGGGCUGCAGUCCGUUCAGACUUCCGUAGGGAAGGGGAGCUGCUUGCAGACGGACACUGGGAGAGGAAGCCCAGACCGGGCCUCGCCCUGCAAACCUGACUCCUCUCCUCAUGUCCCGAAGGGCGACAGAGGCAGCAGUGCUGGCCCUACAGGGUCAGGCAGUGCCCACAGUGAGAGUCUUCAGCUCAGCUGCAGUGCAGCCAGCCUCUCGCCACUCGACAUCCCACCAGACCCCAAACCCAGUGAUGGGCAGGAGAAGGACAGUGUGGACCAGAGCUUCAACCCACCUGGCCCAGGACCGUUGAUCACCACUCACACCUACCAGUUUGAUAUGGCCUCCACAGACGAUGGCAUCAACCCGCAGGCUAGCUCCCUCGACACCAGCCGGACUGGCGAGCACACACUGACCACGUCCGGCCACUCGCUGACCAGCCUGGAAGUGGAUAACUACGUUCCUGUGUGGGCACCAUCAUCUCUCACUCCCGAGUCCAACCACUUCAACAUUGACGACCGAAUUCCGGUAUACCUUCAGAAUCUGGGAAUUAGUCAGUCUCCCACCAGUAUACUGGGAUCUAGAGGCCUUUUGAGGGAGGUAGAAUUCAACCCCUCUGAACGGAAAAGAGUGCGAGAAGCAGCAACGGAAGGAUUUCAGGCUGAAGAAGGAGUCUCCGCACUGGACUGUGAUUCUGGAUGCACUUUCUACUCCGAUGUCCUGACCCACAGCACCUCCAUUCCCUUGGGCUCAGAGACAGGGCGGAAUACUCCCGAUCCCAGCGAGCUGUCACUGGGGACGGCUGAGAGGAGGGGGCUGGAACCGGCUGUGAUCCUGUGUCCCUCUGGGUACUCGCCCACCAACAACGUCAGCACCCAGCUCCCGGCUCAGGCCCUGGGGGAUUCACUGGGCAAGUACAGGGUGCUGACCCCUCCGUUCCCGGGCAGGAUGUUGAUCCAUGACUCGGGAUCUGUGUCCAGGAGGGCUGGCCUCUCCCUCGGCCGAUUGGGGAGUGUUCCCAACUCCGAUGCCUGCGACUCUGCCUUGUUCUGCUCCUCGCCCAGUGGCAAGGGAGCCGGGGGCAGGUUGGAGCCCUCGCUACACAGUCCGGGGGUCUACCGACCCCCUCACCUCUGCUGCGACGAGACGCCCCAGCGCAGCGACUCCUUUGUUGGAUCGGAGACACUGAGUGAGAUCCGCAAGCUGCUGGGUGAGGCAGGGGCGUCCUCGGCCCUGUGGUCGGAGUUGUACUUUCGGACGCUGGACUCGGGCCAGGACGAGGCAGCGAAGCCGGCAGGUGAUGAGGGACAGGAGCUCCUCCGUCAGCAGGAUCGGUCCGAGCCCGUGGCCGAGCGGUUGGAGACUGAGGCGGAGGCUGCCGACGUGCAGCGUCCCAGCAGCAGGGAUGGCGGGGAUGCACUGCGUUCACUCCUGGCAGAGGGCGAGUCACGGGUGAGGACUGCAGCCAGAGGGAGGUUGAUGCAGCCUGUGAACCGUGCAGGGCGGGUGGAGCCCGAGGGGUGCAGUGGGGCCACUGCGGGUGGUGUGUUGCCCAGCCCAGACCCAGCCUCCCCCAAGCCCACCGCCCUUGCCGAUGGUCAAGCCGUUCCUCGUCUCCCCUGCCAGCCUCGCCAGGCUUGGGCACACACCAGCGGCCCUGAGUCAGGUGAAUCGACGGACAACAGCAGCCACGUGGACUUGCCAGGUGCCCCAGUGACCAGCCCGCUGCGAGUCGGUUGUCCUGCAGGACCAACGAUGGACCCCAGUGCACAAGGUUGGGAACGAACAAAGUGGUCAUUGCAGCCUCUUGACCCACUCUCAAUGCUUGAUGAGGAAGACCGGAGGAAGAUUGAAGAAAUCAAAGCAGAACUACUUCAGAAAUCAAAGACUUCCAUCAGCCCACAGGGUGCAUGGUCGGCGGAAACUGGGGAUUUAUCACCGACAUCGUCUGCAGACACCGGCUGGCCUGCCCGCCCCCUCACAACGUUCCUCUCCCUCAACACAGCAAGCUCCCAGAUCUACACCCAGCUCCAGAACCUAUCGGAGAAGCGGUUUGAGAGCAGGGUGCAGCUGCGGACAUCCGUGGGGUGGGACAUGGACAGCCUCCUGGAGGCUGUGGACGCAGGCCCCCCUGCCACUGACUGCUCCCAGUCUGCCCGGCCCAUCACCGCCAUCACCUUCUCCUCUUGCAGGAGGCCCCCUUCUGCUAGCCACCCGCCUACGACUCCCCUCCUCGCACCCCCACCUGCUGACCAUGAGGAGCCCCCUGCCCACCUGUUGGAGGCUGAAGUACCGGGCGCAGAGCCGACCCAGUCCCCCAAGCCCACGGUCAAUGUCGAGGAGGCGCAGUGCCCACAGAGUGACUGGGGCCAGGGGGAUCAGCGUGCUGCCAAGCCCAGUGUGAUGGGACAGAGCCUGGCAGAGGUGGUCCUCGAGGCGCCUGACCCCGACCCUGUCCCCCUCCGCUCUCCCACCAGGACCGUGAUGUCCCACGUCAGGGUAACCCUGUCUCCCAACCGCCCCAACACCUCCACAGUCUGCUCCGGGAGACCCCCCUCUCCCUCGGGGAACCCCCUGUUUCUGGCCAGAGACGGCCAGUGGACAGGCAGGGACUCGGGAUUGCAGCCCUCUCCACCAGCUCACCACCCUGCCCUGGGAACAGCCUGCAACGGGCCCCCCUACCCUCCGGUGCCUAUGCCUGUGCCAGCCUUCUGCCCUACCUUCCCUCCCUUGUUCGACCAUGCCUCAGAAGCCAAGUUCCCCAGCACUGGACAACCAUUUGGCCAGGACGGUCUGGAAGUGAGGACUCGCACUGCACAGGACGGCAGCAAGGUGGACGUGUCCACUCAGACGUGUGGACCGGCUCCAACACUCCCGGCAGGAUCUUCGCCCAAACAGAGGCAGGGCCAGGACUUGGCAGCUCAGACUGAGAGAACUCCGUCCAUCCUGGCUCCAGUGACUGGAGGGACCACUGCCGUCUCUGGCCGUGCCUCGACUACAGAUGUUCCCCUGAUGUUGCCCUACAAACCUUCUGGCAGCUCCAAGCUGUUCUACGUACCCAGCUCCGGGACAAGGCGUAGGUUUGGCCUGGUGGAUUCUGAGAACAGCAGCGAGACUUACCGAGCAGAUUCACGUGACAUACCUCCCCCAAGCCUCCCAUCCCAAGUACCACCACCAAGAGGCUACACCACCUUGAGCAAAGGAACCGCGCACCGAGAUAGUAGGAAGGCUGCAACCUCGAACGUGACCAGGGGCAAGGAGGAGAGAGGUGCCAGACAUCACCAGAGCCCCCACACACAGGGGGCAGGGGGCUUCGCCAGCCUGAAGAGGCGAGACCUAGGAGGCGGGGGUGCCCAUCCUGGCUUGGAGCCCAGGGUGAGGAGUGCCCCAGGGACAGGGAGCAGGAGGCCUUGGCGUCACCCGGAGGAGAGGCAGCGAGAGGCAGGCAGCCGGCGGGAGGCCUGGCUGGGCUCCUGGGAACAGGAGGGGGAGCUCCGUCUGUCAUACAAGGAGCGGGCGAAAGCUGCAGCCAGGAGCGGCCGCGGACAGCCGGCCCCCGAGACCGGCACUGACCCCGGAGAUGGCCGCGGACAGCCGGCCCCCGAGACCGGCGCUGACCCCGGAGAUGGCCCCCGCAGCGCGUUGGACGAGCUGUGGGAGCGCUUCAAGCAGAGGCAGAGGAGGCAGUGCAGCCUGAGCUCUAGCACGGCCAGCGAGCUGUCGCUGCUGCAGCGGCUCGACCGGCUGGCUCAGUUCCUCAGGAACCCGCCACUGCCCCCCCACCGCCCGGACACGCCCAGCUCUGCCUCACUGGCCGAGAUCUCCACUGACCGCAUCCGAGACCUCCUGGAGCAGUGGCGGGACACGGACACCGGCAGCAGCCCGGCGGACGGGAUCCUGGCCAGCCCGGUGGACUCCAGCGGCCCGGUGGACUCGGCCAGCACGGCCUCCACCAUCGACACUGCCCGCCUGAUCCGAGCCUUCGGGCCGGAGCGCGUGCUGCCCCUCUCCCGCCUCUACAGUGCCAUCCAGCAGCAGAAGGAGAGCUCGGCUCACAGGAGGGAGCGGCAGAGGAGGGGCGAGACCCGGUGCCCAGGAGCUCCGGUUUCCCAGCAGGUCUCCACACCACAGGCUCUCACCGUCUCCUCUACCACCUCUGACUCUGCACGAAGACCAUCCGCUCGACCAACCCGCCGCCCGACCAGCCGGCUCGUCAACAAGAAGGGCACGCGUCUCGUCAAUCAGGGGGUGCAGGCAGGCUCUCUGGAGAUAGUCCCAGGUGCCACGAGGAGACAGACCCGUGACGUGGGUGUGACCUUCCCUUCGCCGGAUUCGGAGGUGACCCUGCACCAACUGGUCGGGCACUGGGACUGCUCGGCCUCCCCCAGCAAGCAGCCAGCCACUGGUCCCAGGGACAGGAGGAGGAAGGGCGUCUCCCAGACCGACAGGAGGCCCAGAAAAGGCAGUAGGGCACCAGCUGUCGCCUGGUACAUCCCUGCCCACGAGCUGCAGGGGGACUGGAGGAAGGAGAAUGUUCCUGUACCCAGGCACCGUCCCGUCCACUCCUGGGCUCAGCGAGAGCCAGUCUCUGGGCUGUGGAGGGAGCCCCUCCGACAGAAACACGUGCAGGAGCACUGGGCCUGCGAGGAGGGGGGCAGCUGGGCCCCACCACCAGCUCCGGAGCAGGGAAUCCGGGAGCAGUCCCCCUCCACCCUUGUCCCCCUCACCCUCAGGGAGGCCCUGAGCAUGAACAGACCCUGGUUCAUCUCCCACUCCCAGGAGCGGGUGCGCCGCCUCGCCUUGCUGACGGAAGAGAGGAAGUUACAGAGCAUCCUGCAGAGUGAGAGGGACAGGUUGUUCAACCAGCCCCCAUCCCGGGGCUUCCGGGACCAGAAGGGCCGGCAGCCAGAUAACUCUGUUUUAUACAAGAAGAAAAUUUCCAAGCAGGAAAUGUUGGAUCGCUCCAAGCGGCUGUACGAGCAGCUUCCAGAGGUGGUCAGGAGGAAAGAGGAAGAAAAACGCAAAACUGAGUAUCAGACGAACCGACUGAGAGCUCAGCUCUACAAACAGAAAAUCACCAAUCGUGUUCUGGGGAAGAAGGUCUCGUGGCAGUGAUCACUGGAGUGACUUGUGACCUCUGUGCCACCUGCUUUAAUGUAAAUAAAUCUUUAUUUAAAUAAAUUCCUCCUUUGUCAUUGUUCCUCUAAGAGCAGGACCAACACACUCUCCCUCUGAGUAAUGAGCCUGAACAUCGGGUAACAGAUGUGCAGCGGACACCACUCUAACUCAGCACCCACUGGGAUACUCAUUUCCCUCGCAGUAGAAAGCUGUGUGGGAGCAGUGCCAUAUCAGAGUAGUUGAAGGUUGAUUGGGUGGAGGGAAGUUUAUACUGGUGUCCCUCCUGAGUCAGUAUUUGGAGCUGAGGAAUCAUGGGUGUAAUGCUACAAAGCUGCUGACCAGUUCAAACCCUGACCUCUGGAGCUGACAGUGUGGACAGGCACAGUAGGUUUGCAUAACGCUAGUACAGUGCCAGCGACCUGGGUUCAAUUCUGGCUGCUGUCUGUAAGGAGUUUUCAUGUUUCCUCCCACAUUCCAAAGACGUACGGGUUAGGAAAUUGUGGGUGUCGGCUCGCUGGCUGCCCCAA